UGUUAGCGGACCAUCGCAGACGCAACGCGUGUCGCGUCAUAUAGGAAAGCCGGUAUAGUACAUUAUACUAUUUCGAAUAUAAAACGAAGCACCACUUUUAUUACUAAAAAUUUGAUCGGAUUGGUUUUAAUCUACUAUAAUAUAUUUGGAGUGAAGUGAUUAAAUAAAUUUAUAUGCAAUAUUUUGUCAAUGCGGUCGUAAACCACCAAUUGAGAGGACAAUCAUGAUCAAUCGAGGUGUGACGUGAGCGGUGGAUAAAAAUGUUUUCAUGUGAUUCCUUUGAUAUAUUUAUAUUGGACACUUGUAUUAGAUUAGUUUGUGGACAGUAGCGUAGUAUGAUGGACAGUAAUAAUUCGUGAAUGUGAAUGAACUUUUUAAAAUGACUCGCGCGUUAGCCUGGUAUGGAAAACCCUUUUGGGUCGCCGCUGUAUUGCAAAUUGCGCUACUAGCAACGGCAUCCAAUUUGACUGAGUCCACGCAACAUCAGGUUUCCGCAGAGAGAUCAGAGACGAGCCUCUACGCGUGGAGUUCCUGGGGAAGCUGGAGUGCUUGUUCUAGGACUUGCGGUGGUGGUGUCUCCUUCCAAGAGAGACAGUGCUUGCCGAGAAGGCCCAGUUCAUUGAAUGGUACACUGCCACCACCAGUUAUAACAGUGCGAGUGACUAGACAGACACAAACACAGGACUGUGUGGGUAUGGCGAGGCGGUACCACGAGUGUAAUACAAAGCCAUGUUCUCGAGGACUUGCUGACACGCGGGCAGAACAAUGUUCUUCCUACGAUAGAAGGCCUUUUCGGGGAAGAUAUUAUACAUGGGUGCCGUAUAUAGAUGGUGAUACACCAUGUGUGCUAAACUGCCGCCCACUGGGCCACCACUUCUAUGCGUCGCUAUCUCUAGCGGCUGACGGCACGCCGUGCACCAUGCAAGGCUUUCGGGCUAUCUGCGUGCAGGGGACGUGUAAGGCGGUGGGUCGGGAAGUGCUCUCAAUAGCAGGAACGCGAGAGGUCCGCUGCGGCAGGCGGCUGGUCUCCGGGCUGUUCGCACGGCCGCGGCUCCCUCUCGGCUACUCCUACAUCACGACCGUCCCUCAGGGCGCGUGCCGGCUCAACGUGUCAGAAAUCGCAUCCAGCGAUAAUUAUAUAGCGUUGAAAAUAACCAAUGGGUCGUAUAUAAUGAACGGCGAGUUUGCUGUGAGCACGCCAGGGACAUAUGAAGCGGCUGGAGCCAGGUUUGUCUAUACGAGAAAUGCUGGACUGGAUACUGUGUUCGCACUUGGCCCUGUACAAUAUCCCGUGGAUAUUAUGAUUCUCUAUACUCAGCCAAACCCAAGUAUCAAAUACGAAUACUUCACGGACGCACUGCCUGGUGAAAUAGAUAUUGAAUCAAUAACGAAAGUUAACUCAGAAACUACCCCAAAACACAUUAGGCGACAUCAUGGUCUUGAAAAAUCGAGACAUCUUGGGUAUCCCAAAGAAACAUUUAAUGAUGGUGUUGGAGAAAAUAUUGUGGGAAAUCGGAAAUUCCUUUGGAGGAUCGUCUCGUAUACGCAAUGUUCCAGGAGUUGUGGAGGGGGUUUCCAGGUAGGCAAGUAUCGCUGCGUAGAAUCUAGUUCCACUGGAGACAAAGAAGUAUCUCCCGCGCAUUGCACGGGCUCAGUUCCCGCGAGCAAGCGCCGUAGGUGCGGGAACAUACAGUGUCCUCCAAGAUGGAGGGCCACCGCUUGGUCAGCUUGUCCAGAAUGUGGACCAGCGAUGAGGACAAGAAUUGUGGGCUGCGUGCAGGACCAUUCGAAGGGCAUAACCAAGAUAAGCGACUCAAAAUGUCCCGCACCGAAACUGCCAACAACAGAAGUGUGCAACAUACCAGAUUGUAAUUCUGGAGGAAUUGGGCAGAUUCAGACGAAACGAACAAAAACACAGGAUCAAGUGGACACUUUUCGGGAUGCUCCUGUGUAUACGAUAGCUAUGAAUAGUUCCGGUUUAGAUGUAGGACCAGAAUACAGCUUUGCAGCUGCAGGUUGGCUGUAUGCAGACUGGUCUGAGUGUGUAGGGUGGUGUGUAGGAGGAGGUAUCCAAACUAGAGCGGUUCGAUGCGCCGAUCCUUCUGGAUGCACUCCACGGAAACCUCCAGAAAAUUCUAGAUCAUGUUCACCCAAAUUGACUUGUGAGCCGCAUGAGGGACAAUGGUUUACAGGUGACUGGUCGCCAUGUUCUUCUUGCGGUGGGAAGCAAAUACGAGGAGUAUUAUGUAUUGGUGGUUCAGGAAGGCAUUUACGAGAUUCCGCUUGUAAGCCACCGAAACCAGAGGCUGAGAGAGCCUGUAGUGGGGACUGCUCUCCAACGUGGUAUACUAGUGAUUGGGGACAGUGUAUAGGUAACUGCACCCUUGGCAUCGGGGUGCAACAUCGCACCGUGGUGUGCGCCCGCAGCGAUGUUGCAGUGAACGAUUCGAUGUGCGUUAGUGUCCGCCCUAACUCUACGCGUCCGUGCACGCCCACAUGCGACAGGACGGUGUUGACUAUUGAAUCCCAAAAAAUAGAGAAGACUUCAACCCAUAGAACUACAAUAGCGAUUCCCGAGGAAAAAGAUUGCGAAGACAAAUUGCGAAACUGCGCUCUCGUCGUUCAAGCUAGACUUUGCCAUUAUAAAUACUACAUGCAAAAUUGCUGCGAUUCUUGCACGGGAUAGGAAUAAUUUUAUUACUUAUAUAUACUAUACAGAUGACAAAAUUAAACCUUCAAAUGUAUUUUUUAAAUAAUUGGCAAUGUACUCUGGUUAAUAAUACUAUGAAAAAAUAAGCGAAAUAAAAUAAUUGUGCAUUUUGUAUAUUAAAUUAAUGUUGGAUCGAAAUAUUUAUUGCAAUAUGAGAGCUUAUAGUAAUUUUUAGGUCAGAAUUAGGAAUUCAAUCCCUUCCCUAGCAGAUAUUCACUCCAGUAAAUUUCUUAAUUAAUAAUUUUCAACCUAUUGGGUGGAAAUAAGAUACAAUUUAUGACCAGUUUUAAAGGCAUUUUAUAUGAUAAAUUUAUGUAUUUUGUAAAUGUUUAUAACAUUUAGUUGAGUAAUGUUAUUCUGUGAAAAAGCAACUGGGUGUUAUUGGUUUAAUUAUGUUCAUUUCCAAUAUUGGACUCUUAAUAAAUCUAAAUUUAACGUGAAGUAUGAUCACGCGAAUACCUAAAUACGUAAAUAAUAAUAUUUAUUUAAAAGGAUUAAAAAAAAAAAUUGUUUUCAUAAAAACGUAUAUUUUUACGACUAAAGUGACUUCUUAACAUUUUUCAUGUAAAAGUAAAAAAUUGCUGACUUGAUUGUUCAGGUACAACUAUUUUAUUUUUGAGAUAGGCACCUAGAUCAAUUAUUUUUUUUUAACAAAAUAUAUUAUAUUUAUAAACAUCAUAAAAUUAAAUUAUGCUGAAGGCACUUCUAUCAUUAAGUUUAAAGUUGAAUUUAUUUGUUAAAAAUGAAAUUUUGUAUGAUAUGUUUUUAUUAAUUCUAGUUAUUUAGGUAAGCCAUUCAUUGGACAAUGUCUAUCAAGUUUAUUUUUAAUUUUAUUUCUUUUACUGCCAUUGUAGCAUUUUAACAAUUUUUAGCAUUGAUAUGUUAAUAUUUACAGUAAAUUUAAAAAGUGUCGGAUUUAUGUUUGUGUAGUAUCUCCGUAUGUUAAAUUAACCAUUCGAUUAGAACUUUUAUAUAAUAUAUAUUUUUUAUAAAUUGUACUGAAAAAAAUAAAUACUAAUUACGUGCCAUUAUUUUUGUAUUUACGUUUAAUUUGGUGUGAUAUACUGUGUAACGUUUAUUUUCGUAUAAGGAUUAUAGUAUUGUAAUAGGCAUUUAACUUUAGCUUUAUUUUUUUGUAUUAUUAGUACCUACUUAUAGAUUUUAUCGUGAAAAUAUUGGUACAUUACGUCACAAGAGAUUUUGUAUUUAUAAGUAAAUAUUUGUACAUAAAAGCGAAAUAAAAAUCAA
Zerene cesonia (dogface butterfly) is the source of this 3958-nucleotide messenger RNA. RefSeq names its product thrombospondin type-1 domain-containing protein 4-like. Bases 380 to 2686 code for a protein of 768 amino acids. The transcript is spliced from 17 exons. Gene Ontology annotation, biological process: extracellular matrix organization. Gene Ontology annotation, molecular function: metalloendopeptidase activity. The record is from RefSeq and is a predicted model, not a curated record. NCBI's taxonomy places the organism in Eukaryota, Metazoa, Arthropoda, Insecta, Lepidoptera, Pieridae. Gene Ontology annotation, cellular component: extracellular matrix.